CCAUCCUUCUCUUCUUCUUCCGUCACUCAUUCUUCCCUGGCCCGUGAGGCUGCCACUCAUUCAAAACACCGCCCCUACAUACCUCUCUCCUGAUCGAACAAUACGCGCUGGACGCCAUUGCAUUGCACUCUCUACAACGAAGCGCAGACACCUUUCCAAGCACACUAUCACUACGAACUACACCCCCUACACCAACCCACAUGCUCCGACUUUCCCACUGAAAUACACCUGACAGAGCACCACCAUGUUCGCUUUUCACCGCAAAACCCGGUCUUUGAUCUCUGUGCGAGACAUGGAGAAGAUCGAAUUCAUCCAGGCCGAGUAUGAACAGCACGGGAGCUUGACUCCAGAGUCCGAAGAGGAGGAUUCACAGACCAACACACACACGCCUCGACAGCGACGCAACUUGAUCAUGAUCUACCUUCUCUUCCUGGCCGAGGCGAUUAUGGCGACUUCUCUUCAAUCUCAAAUUACCACGCUGCUUCCUUCUACAUCUGCCUGCUUGACUAUGGACACCUCGUUCCUGCGCAGCAUAUUGCAAUGCGCUUAUUACUUCGGCAGUGCCAGUGGGAUGAUGUGGGGUCAUGCCGCCGACACCUACGGACGAAGGAGGAUUGCGUUGGUGGGAUUGCUCGGCAUGUCUGCUUGCUGCAUAUCUAUGGGCUUUGCAACGAGCUUCGUAGCAUUCUCCUUGCUGCGAUAUGUCGCCGGCGCCAUUAGCUCGGCUGCGACAGUUUCUGCCCUGACAAUGCUCGCAGACGUGACGCAUGGCAGCAGUAGCAGAACCAAGAUCGUGUCUAGACUUCCGCUGAUUGCGGUAUGUGGGCAAAUGGGACCACUGAUGACGAAUACCAUCAGACACUUUGCGCAAGACCACUUCCAUGGCGUGUUCGUUAACUACCCCAGCCUUGCUGGUCAGAUGGCCUGCGGUCUCCUGGUCUUCAGCAUCGGAAUUGCUGAGGGACUACUGCUAGAUGAGACUCUCCCGACUGAUCAGCCAAACAAGGAGGAGCACUAUGCCGAUUGCGAAAAAGCUGCAUUCCUUGGACAAUCCCUGAUGAAUGAUUCUGAGGAGUCACUGAGCAUCAGUAUCAUCGAGGCCCUCAACGAUGAUGCCGCUGCUCCGCGAACAUCACAGAUCAGCAUGCUUCAGAUGGUCACUGCGCCAUCUGUGCUAUUGCUGCUUGCUUCAUUCUCGAUCCUGUCACUUCACGCCUCCACUUUCGAGAUCUUACUCCCUCACAUGGGUCACAAUGAAAGCCACUCCUUCGGUUUUGGAAUUUCAUGUUCCUGGUUGAGCCCGGUGAUGCUGGUCUUGAAGUGCCUUGUAGCACUCAGAGUCCUGCAUCUCGUGCCCUUCCUUGUCAACAAUGUCGGCACGCUGCCUGUUUACCGAAGGAUAUCGAUGGUCUUUCCCGUACUCUACCUGAUCAUACCCCUAAUGGCAUUGGCCGUAAGCGCGACCGAAGCCUCGGCCAUCAUCUCUCCCGUCUUCAACACAAUUGCAACUUUGAUCAAGACGACUCUCGCAAAUGCCGCACAGGUGCUUGUGAUCUUGCUGGUGUUCUCCGCAGCACCGGAUGCUGCGUCUACUGGAACACUCGUUGGAGUCAUCUCCAUUUCAGAGCUGUUCAAGGCUUUGGCUGUUGGCGUUACUGGCGUCAGUUAUUUCCUAUCAGAAGAUUACUCUAUGGCAGCCGUGAAUGGCACGCUUUGGGCUGUACUCGCGACCACUGCUCUUGUCGGCGCCGGCAUCACCUGGAAACUGCGUGAAAGCCCGAGGGUUGGAACAGACAUCCCAAGCGAGUGCUUAACGUGGCAAGGCAUGUUCGACGCCAGCAGCGAUGAUGAACAAGGAUUUUGAGCAUCUUUUCCAGCAUGCUCGCAGGGAGCACAGGGUUGAUUUUAGCGCCGUGUUUUUUUUUGUCUCCUUCCGGACUCUCGUUCACGACCCUUUAACGACCUUGUUUUCUCUCUUGCGGCUGAAAUGUUUUGAAGCACUGCUUUCGCAGUCAAUUGUACAGUUCGUAAAUCCAAAUGGAGUUUACAAUCUUGACUUUUCGUUG
Molecule: messenger RNA, 2066 nt
Organism: Pseudocercospora fijiensis CIRAD86
Lineage: Eukaryota; Fungi; Ascomycota; Dothideomycetes; Mycosphaerellales; Mycosphaerellaceae
Exons: 1
Coding region: 245-1864 (539 amino acids)
Biological process (GO): transmembrane transport
Molecular function (GO): transmembrane transporter activity
Source: RefSeq, a predicted model, not a curated record